Schistocerca gregaria is the source of this 924-nucleotide messenger RNA. RefSeq lists its product as uncharacterized. Lineage: Eukaryota; Metazoa; Arthropoda; Insecta; Orthoptera; Acrididae. The transcript has 3 exons. The record is from RefSeq and is a predicted model, not a curated record. The coding region runs from base 127 to 924 and encodes 265 amino acids.
GCUGGCCAGAGAAUCAGAGUGUGCAGCUUGCCGCCGGAACCACAGGCAGCGGGAGAAGAGCGCUGUCGUGAGAACUAACUAAGCUCUAUCACCAGGCCAGUCUCUUUUGUGCGCUAUAUUUGAACAAUGCGAGUUAAAACAAUUAUGUUCUUCAGCAUAGCCUUAUGGCUGAUAAUAACCAACUGUAAUUUUGUCCAUCAUCUGAAAGACCACGUGAAAACAGAGUUGGAGGGGCCAUCCUCUUCCACUACCAUAGGAUACAACAAUGAUUCAGUGGCGUUAGUUGAUGAAGACCCUACUCAGUGCCCGAAGUUCGGUCUCAGUAAUGGAGAAACAACGAAGGUAGCUCUACCAGUGUCUACUACGACCACGUCCGAAGCCGUUACAGGAGUGACAAGCCAGUCGAAUACAACUCAGGAAGGACUUCCUGAUGUUGUUACCUUUGGUGACACAAGUGUGGCUGUAAUCUCCCAGGAAAUUAAAACUCCGAACCCUCUAGAGAAAUGCAAUAAACAGGGGAGGUUGUCUUCCACCUCCAUUCGCUACAGCAAUGCUUCGUUGAUGGUAGUCGAUGAAGACCCCACUCACCCAGAGUCCAGUCACAGAUUCGGGAUAUCAACAGAAGUAGAGCAGCCAACCUCUCCAGCGAUCAUGUCUGAAGUUGUUCCAGAGGUGUCAAGCCAGCCUAAUACAACUCCAGAAGUUCUUAUAAAUGCCACUUCCUUUGGCACUACAAGUGUGACUGCUUCCAUCGACAAAAACAAAUUUUCGAACCCAGGAGAGACGGAUAAAGACCCAGUGAAACCUUCUAUCGUAGUUACCAUUCUGAUCUGUAUUUUCAUACUUAUAGGUGGAAUGCUCUUCAUAUAUAUUAGAAGUCGUAGCAGACCUGCAGUUACUAUUACAAUACGCCCUGAUCCAUAA